CUCCAAGAGGCUUUUUUCUUAUUUUCUUUUCGCUUUUGCUUCUUCGACGGCUGGCUUUUGCCACCAGAACGCCAAAACGCCAAAGGUAUUUUAGCUUCUCUUAGCUUGUCCUCUAUUACCGCCAACAGCCCGGCGAGUCGAAGCAAGACGGACGGCAAGCGCAGACAAAGCCUGAGCAAAUAAAGCAAACUGAAAGACCCUUUUACUUCCUGCCGACUCGCCCAACACAACAACCCCAACAACAAUAGCAACAACACUGUGUGAUACUACAAUGUAUACCGACAAAUCUACAUUUCCUAUCGCUCGCGCCUGGUAGGACACCAGAUUCUUCUGCGCAAUCAAAGCUCGGCCCUCAGCACUGCGGUCUCAGGUCUUGCUCGUCGAUUCUUCUUCUCUUUGAUACCCAGCGCAGUUGGCUUUCGCGCUACUCUUAAUUAUUUCUUUCAACAUACUAUCCCUUACUUCAAACCUGUCUCCAGCUGUUUGCUUUCGGAGAUGACUAAAUUAACAAAGCGGCUUGAACUCCAGAUGGAGUCGAGCAGACUAGGACUGCUGCGGUCUCACUCCCGGGCCAGGUCUAGCAAGCUAGCCGGCCCUCAGAGCAAGGCGGAUGGGCCUCCUGCUGAACCCGAAGACGCAGCCAAGGAUGCAGCCAAGGAGGAGAAGCAAGAAAAGUCACGAUCAUGGUUUUCCCCCCGAAGGAAGGAUUCUGUGGCCUCUACCAUUCUCCGAAGUAGCAAGAGCUUUCGCCGCCUAUCCGCAGUCUCAUCGGCAGCUUCAUCACAGGCCGCUAUCUCGACGCCCACCACCCCAUCCUUCUCGCGAGGAAGCUAUGAGAGCGAUGCGGCCUUCCACCACAGGAAACUCUCCUCUGUGGAAAGCGGCGAGGCACCGUUAUCAGAACCUGCGCCGACAGAUCCUCCUUCGAUCCCCUAUCCUCCACACCGACCCGAACGCCCCCAAGGAGACUUAUUCGAGGGAACACCUCUCGAGAAGGCAAAUCAGCUUGAGAAGGCGAACCAGUUUGAAAAGGCAAAUCAGCUUGAAAAGGCGAACCAGCCCAGUCACCGCCCUAGCCGGAGCCGCAGCAUCCUGCGACCCUUUUCCCCUUUCCCUGGCCCGUCCAUAAGAGACUUGCGACGCCUUAGCCAACAUUCUGAACACAAACCGCAGGCAAACAAUGCAGCCGACACCGCUACUACCACCGCUACUACCACCACCAGCAAGGCCAAUCGGCUUUCAGAAGAAGCCGAACAGGUGCACGAACCUGCACAUGUAGCAAUGACUCCGGCUUCGCCAAAGCCGUCUACGUACUCGGUUCUCUCCGCGCCAGCACCAAUUGUCCCUAACCGUCGUGCCAGCCUUAGGCCCAGUAGCAAGGGUUCUGAAACUGGCCUUGCGCGCAAAUCCUCCAUUGCCAGCUCAUUCCAUUUCUCCAUCCAUCGACGACCGAGCCAUGUCACUGCUGAAAUAGAGUCGCGGAAACAUGCACGGUCCUCCAGGUGGACACUGACAGAAAACAUGGCCGAAAUGUUCAAAGGGCAGCAUAUAAAGACGGACAAACAGGCCAUGACGCCAGCCCAAAUCGAGGCCAUCUGGAAUGGUCAAGACAACGGCGGCGCCGCAGCAGCAGCAGCCAAAGAAAAACAAAAGAAGAGCAAAGAAAGGAGGAUGAAAGCGGCAUCAGAUACUUCUGCGAGCAUACCACGUUCAUUUGGAGGCCCGCUUACGGAACAACAAGCCAAUAUGUUUAGCGAACCCUUUCAAUGGCCUGAUAAAAUGUCUUCACCCGUCCCGAUGAGCAGAGCUGAUAUAAAAAUGAGAGCUCUUCCCUUUGAGAUCACUGUCCCGCCGCCCCCUUCAACGAUACUUGUUUCCCCAGAGAUCAUCCACGGCGACGUUUCACCAAAAUCGCCUACAAAGAUUGACAGGAGAUACAUGGAGAGGCAGUCAGUGCCACAGUUGGUGUUGCCAGAUACUGAAGACGCCGCCAUUGAAGAUGACGACGACGCAGCGUCAGGUAGCUCGAUACCCAUCCCCCCCAAGAAUCCAGCCAGAUUUGUUGCGAGAGCGCCGACAAUGCCGCUUCUGCCUCCCAUUUUGGAAGGCUUCAGAUCUCCUCCGGGCAGCAACAGGAGCUCAAACAUCUCAUCCCACCGCCGAAGCCGAAGCUGCAAUCAUGCCUCUGAAGUAAAGGAUGACAUGAUUACUUUCACCAGCACCCCUUACACUAUGGCUAGUCCGUCUUUCCGGCACGGACCCAUUGUCCUAAGUGAUGCCGGCAGCCGUGACUCAGUAGUGACAGCAGAGGUAGUCGAAGAAGAACCACGCGACGUUGAUUGGACGGCAUUCCAGACCGCGAUCUUGGGCGGUUCCAACGGAGAUUUAGAAGGGCUAUUCCCAGAAGAGCCAAUCCCAGCAGACGAAGAGGAAGGCAAGAUGGCCGAAGACGUUACUACUUGGUUUGAGGGAUUCGGAUUCGAGACUCAUGGCGAGCUCAUCGCAGCUUCAGAGAAGUCGUCGGAGAAGAAGUCGGAUCGGUCAACACAGCGGGACUCGGCGGGCAGCAUGACAUCGGCUGCAUCAACACCAUCGACGGUACAAACGGAGGCUGAAGCAGAGCUGCAGACCCCCGUGACUAUCCCGCAACACCAAAAUAUCUUUGACACUAUUAAACAACUUCGCGACCGCUGUGAGAGCACUUACAGCGCUAGCAUAUACACCACGGACAGCGCCGAAGGCCCAUGGGCAGCGGCGGGAGCCGACGCUGAGAACGGCCACAAAGAAAUUGACGAAUUAGCACCUACAUCCGUAGCCUCGAAGCAGGGUAUGGAGCACGGACUUGAAGCUUUCCUUGGGUUCACCAUUGAUGACUCUUAUUGAAAUAUCGCAUGAGAAAGAUGUAUUGAAAGAGGGAUUUCUUUUUUUUUUUUUUUUAUGUAUAUAAAGGUUUUUGUUUUGCAUGAUGUGAUGGCUUGGGAUAUCGUUGGAUUACGUGCCAGACGCCGCAUUUCAUUUCAUUUGUCAAAGUGAGGAUAUAUACCAUGGCAGGGAUUUUGAAGUCGGAGACGCCGAGUCGGUCUUUAUGGAUACAGACAGAUACCAAGUUGAAUGAUACCACAACGCGAACAGCGUUUAUUUUGUCUAAA
This is a messenger RNA of Trichoderma asperellum CBS 433.97, 3149 nucleotides long. RefSeq lists its product as uncharacterized. The record is from RefSeq and is a predicted model, not a curated record. Lineage: Eukaryota; Fungi; Ascomycota; Sordariomycetes; Hypocreales; Hypocreaceae.